UCCUUAAACCUUCAAACCCUACCGCCUUCACACACACAACGCUCACACGCGUCCACCAUCCCCCAUCCAUCCCCUCCCAACGGUCCAGAUUUCAUCUUUCUCCCCUUUUAUAUAAAUGUUUCAGUCCUCCUCAGGCUGAUAUGUUGUUUCUCACCAGCUCAGAAAACUCUGAAAUAACAACAAAAUGGUGGAAUCUAAGUGACAGUUUUUUCAGUCUCUGUCCGCACGAUUCGAUUCGCCAAUCCGAUUCGACUUCUUCUUCAAAUGGAGAGUCUAACUCUGCAGGAUGUCGAUUCUCGAUUUGAGAAUUGCUACGUGAAUAGGAGGCAGAGGAGCAUCACCGACCGGUGCUCCCACGAGCUUGCUUCGGUUUCGUCUUCGAAAGAGCACGAUCCCUCCUCCUCCUCCACCCACUGGUCCUCCGAGAAUCCCCAAUCCCCCACUGAAAUCCUUGUUUCCGCUGUAGGAGGAAGCGGAAACGCAGAGGAGGAGAAUGAAAAGGAUAUGUUGACGAGGACAUCCUGCCUCUCAUACGGCUCGAUCUCCUUGAUAGGACGGCGGAGAGUGAUGAAUGACGCCGUGGUCGUGACGACGGUAGACUCCUACCAGUUCUUCGCAGUCUACGACGGCCACGGCGGCUCUUCAGUGUCGAACGCGUGCCGCGAUCGGCUGCACCACCUCCUGGCUCAGGAGGUGGAGCCGUGGAUACGCGGUGGCGAGGGGGUGGUCGACUGGGAGAAGGUCAUGGCCUCGUGCUUCACCAAAAUGGACGAGGAGGUCGGCGGCAGUGUCGUUGGCGCCGACACGGAAGGUAAUAGGGUGAACACGGUGGGGUCCAGUGCAGUGGUGGUGAUUGUGGGGCAAAACGAGGUCGUAGUGGCCAAUUCUGGAAACUCACGUGCCGUUCUGUGCCGAGGCGGCGUGGCGAUUCCCCUGUCACGUGACCACAACCCGGACCGACCCGACGAGCGCGAGAGAGUGGAGGCAGCGGGAGGGAGAGUGAUCAACUGUAACGGAUGCCGCGUCCUCGGAGUUCUGGCUACGUCGCGGUCGAUCGGCGACCACUACCUGAAGCCGUACGUGAUAUCGGAGCCGGAGGUGACGAUAAGCGAGAGGACCGAGUACUGCGACUUCCUCGUGAUUGCGAGCGACGGGAUUUGGGAUGUCGUUUCGAACGAGCAUGCGUGUCAGGUAGUGCGGAGGUGCCUGGAUGCGGACAAGAAGAGGAGGUCGUCGGAGGGGAUGAGCGGAUCGAAUGCGGCGGCGGACGCGGCGGCUUUGUUGGCGCAGUUGGCUUUGGCGAGGGGGAGUAAAGAUAAUAUUACUGUGAUCGUCAUUGAGCUCAACAAGUCCGCCUCCUGAUGAAUGUUUCGUACGAGUUGAUGUCUCCUAGUGUUUUUGUGGCAUGUACUAUAGUUUUGAAAUCUGCAAACUUCUUUCGUUGUACAUAUUAUUAUGUUUUAAUUAAACCUGUACUUUUGUUACUCAUAAGUAAGCUUAUAGGUUUAAGUGCAACUGCAAGCAUGAUAUACAUUUCGGGUUGCUGGGAGAUGAGAAGGUGGUUUAUUUCUCCAUCUUGAAUGGAAUGUUGUCUGACAUCAAUCUAUGAUUAGAAAAGGAUAAUAAUAUUUUAUCUGCUCGGAA
Molecule: messenger RNA, 1644 nt
Organism: Malus domestica (apple)
Lineage: Eukaryota; Viridiplantae; Streptophyta; Magnoliopsida; Rosales; Rosaceae
Product: probable protein phosphatase 2C 8
Biological process (GO): peptidyl-threonine dephosphorylation
Cellular component (GO): nucleus
Molecular function (GO): protein serine/threonine phosphatase activity; cation binding
Source: RefSeq, a predicted model, not a curated record